CUAGAGUGUCUCUAAUGUGUCUCUAGUAUGCUGGAGGUAUUACUUUUAUUCGCACCUCUUUUACUGUGUGUGCUGGACUUAACCUGCAGAAUCCAUGUGUGUGUGUGUGUGUGUGUGUGUGUGUGUGUGUGUGUGUGUGUGUGUGUGUGUGUGUGUGUGUGUGUGUGUGUGUGUGUGGGUAUAUAUAUAUGUGUAUGGACCUGGGUUUGUCUGGGGGGUCCUCUGUAUUUACUUUUGUAAAUAAUACUAUUAAUAAUAAAUGUUCUUCCUGUCUGCAGAUACGACAUCUGCAUCUACAAGAACAAGCCCUGUGGAACUCUAGGGCUGGCUGCAGUGGGAGGGAUGUGUGAGCCUGAGAGGAGCUGCAGCAUCAAUGAGGACAUCGGCCUGGCCACAGCCUUCACCAUCGCCCAUGAGAUAGGACACACGUUCGGGAUGAACCACGACGGCGUCGGGAACGCCUGCGGCUCCCGCAGCCAGGAGACGGCCAAGCUGAUGGCCGCCCACAUCACCAUGAAGACCAACCCCUUCGUCUGGUCCGCCUGCAGCCGCGACUACAUCACCAACUUCCUGGACUCCGGGAUGGGCCUGUGUCUGAACAACCUGCCGCCCAAACAGGAGUUUGUGUACCCCACCACGGCGCCGGGCCAGGCCUACGAUGCAGACGAGCAGUGCCGCUUCCAGUACGGCGUCAAGUCGCGGCAGUGUAAAUACGGGGAGGUGUGCAGCGAGUUGUGGUGCAUGAGCAAGAGCAGCCGCUGCAUCACCAGCAGCAUCCCGGCGGCCGAGGGGACCAUCUGCCAGACCAACACCAUCGAGAAAGGGUGGUGCUAUAAGCGGAUGUGCGUGGCCUACGGAACGCGUCCUGAAGGUGUCGACGGGGGCUGGGGUCUUUGGUCCCCGUGGGAGGAGUGCAGCCGGACCUGUGGGGGAGGCGUGUCCUCCUCGAUCCGACACUGUGACAGCCCCAGGCCGACUAUCGGUGGAAAGUAUUGCCUGGGGGAGAGAAAGCGCUUCAGAUCCUGCAACAUAGACGAGUGCCCCGUGGGCUCGCAGGAUUUCCGAGAGAUUCAGUGUGCUGACUUUGACAGCGUUCCGUUCCGGGGAAAAUUUUACGCAUGGAAGCCGUACCGGGGAGAGCCUCCUCAGGGCCUCCUCAGGGGCCACGGCUCUGAGGAGGCUCUAGGGGCCGUGGCCCCUGAGGAGGCCCUGAGGAGGCUCUAG
This is a messenger RNA of Gadus macrocephalus (Pacific cod), 1224 nucleotides long. It is a transcript of the gene adamts10, whose product is annotated as ADAM metallopeptidase with thrombospondin type 1 motif, 10. Gene Ontology annotation, cellular component: extracellular matrix. The transcript is spliced from 9 exons. Gene Ontology annotation, molecular function: metalloendopeptidase activity. The record is from RefSeq and is a predicted model, not a curated record. Lineage: Eukaryota; Metazoa; Chordata; Actinopteri; Gadiformes; Gadidae. Bases 343 to 1224 code for a protein of 293 amino acids. Gene Ontology annotation, biological process: proteolysis; extracellular matrix organization.